AUUGCAAAACAAAAGUGCGUGAAUUUGGUUGAUUUCAAUUUUAAACCCGGAAUGCUAAAUAAAUAAGAAAUAAUCACUAAUUGCUCAGCUUAACAAUGUCUUUCCUAAACACUUCAUCGGUUCUGCUGCGAACUUUAUCGCGAUCUUUAGUUUAUGCCACUCCACAUCGUCACGUUCAUCGCUGGGUUGGACCAACAUUGCGUGAACUGAAAUGCCGCCGAGAGAAAAUGGGUCCAGAAGCUGAGCAGCCCCGUUCCAAUCACAGCGACUGGAACUACAAUGCGGAGUUGUUUGCAUUCGGCAAACGUUUGUCCGAACAGUUUGACAGCAAACUGCUGCAGCAAGCCCUCACCCAUCGUUCGUUUAUUGCACGAGAAGAGCAAAGGCAGACCGAGCUGGGAAUCGAAAAGCCCGAGCUGGGUUUGAAGGAUAAUCGCGAGCUGAUCGAGCAUGGCAGGAAGCUUAUCGAUGAUUUUGUUCAAGCGUUUCUGCUGACUGCCCUGCCAAGGUUGCCCCGGGAGGGGGUUCGUUCGAUUGCCACACAUCUUACCGCCGACGACAGGCUGGCGCACGUUUCGAAACAUCUUGGGAUGAAAGAUAUAAUUUUAGCGGCGGAGUUCCCCAUCAAUGAACAACUGCUUUCGGAAACGCUCAAGGCUGUGGUCGGUGCUUUGCACCGAUCAUCCGGUGAGGAACGUGCGUUCCUCUUCGUGCGGGACUUUAUCUGCACUCAGCUGAAUCAGCAAGACGUUAACGAAUAUUGGAAGAUUGACGAUCCACUGGAGUUGCUGAGGCAAUAUUGUCAGGAGAAAAAACUGGGUGAACCGGAGCCACGUUCCAUUGGUUUGGUCGGGAAAAAUACCCUGCUGGCGGCACACAAUGUGGGCAUCUACUGCAACAAGCAGUUUAUGGGAUCGGGAUUCGGUGAGGAUGUACAUACGGCCGUACAGGAGGCGGCCUGGGACUGCCUCCGGCAGUUGUUUGGUACUACACUGGAUAUGAAGCCGAUCGAUUUCGGCUUGGAGUUGGGUGACGUUAGUAAAAAUUUAAGGCAAAACAAAGCCGAAAAGUUGUAGCGUAACGGAAUUUUAACAGUAAACU
Molecule: messenger RNA, 1101 nt
Organism: Sabethes cyaneus
Lineage: Eukaryota; Metazoa; Arthropoda; Insecta; Diptera; Culicidae
Gene: mRpL44
Product: 39S ribosomal protein L44, mitochondrial
Exons: 2
Coding region: 96-1076 (326 amino acids)
Biological process (GO): rRNA processing; regulation of gene expression; primary miRNA processing
Cellular component (GO): nucleus
Molecular function (GO): double-stranded RNA binding; ribonuclease III activity
Source: RefSeq, a predicted model, not a curated record